Lachancea sp. 'fantastica' is the source of this 765-nucleotide messenger RNA. Lineage: Eukaryota; Fungi; Ascomycota; Saccharomycetes; Saccharomycetales; Saccharomycetaceae. The record is from the annotation of a GenBank genome assembly.
AUGUGGAGGCUGUCCAAUCUUUUCAAGUUAGUACUUUUGCUGUUUAUAGCGUAUCUAGGUAGUUCAGAGCUCAUCCAGAAGUCCAACACCGCUGCUUAUGAGCGAAUGUUCAUGGGCGCGAAACCAACUUCAGUCAACUUGAUCAUAGCACAUCCAGAUGACGAAGUUAUGUUUUUCGCACCCACGCUUAUACAGUUAGAUGCUCUGCUGGAUCAGGAAGUGCCUGUCCGUGUAUUUUGCAUGACGAAUGGAGGUGCAGACGGAUUAGGUGCAAUUAGGGUUCGUGAACUACAAGAAUCUCUACAGCUGUUGAUGCACAGGAAACGUCCAAAUACCGAGAUCCUAGAUUUUGCUGAUGGAAUGCAAGAAAAUUGGGAUCUCAAAAGCACCACAAAGCAUCUCAAGUCUGUAGUGACUGAUUCAGCUCCCACUUUCAUUACCUUUGAUGAUCACGGAAUUUCAAACCAUAUUAAUCAUAUCUCCUGCUACAAAACAGUUCAGAAUUUGCGAGAUUAUUACCCUGAAGGUCUUUAUUUCCGACUUUCAAGCAAGCAAUGGAUUCUUCAGAAAUAUACUGCAUUCAUUCCUGCCCUUUUGCACGCGCACAGAUCCACUCGAGGGAUUAUAUUUGUGAACGAUUUCAAGACCUACCUAUUGUCUUUUGCGACUAUGCUCAACGCACAUGUGUCGCAAAUGGUUUGGUUUAGAUAUGGCUGGUGGUUUUUAAGCUACUAUGUUUACGCCAAUGAAUUGCAACGAUUCUGA